UUCAUUCUUUGGUUCAGUAUUCAGAUUACAUUGCAAAAAUGGCAUCAUUCACCAUGACAGCUUCCAUCCUUGGCAGCCCAGCCGUCACCAACCGGUCGGCAGUAGCAACGCAGAGGAGAUCACUCGUAGUGAAUGCUGCCAAAGCUGUUGAAGCAGAAAAGGUCAGUUAUGACAAUGACAUGGAUGGUAGCAAUGGAAGGAGGAACUUGAUGUUCGCCGCGGCGGCGGCUGCUGUUUGCUCUGUUGCUGGGAUGGCAGUGGCAGAUGAGCCUAAACCAGGAACCCCAGAAGCCAAGAAAAAGUAUGCUCCGAUUUGUGUCACCAUGCCAACUGCUAGGAUUUGUCGCAAUUGAGGGACUUUGGUUUUUAUUUUACUUCUGAUGAUUGGAAAUGUACAAUGGGGUUGUUGUAAUGCUUUGAUGAUUUCAUUUGAUCCUCACUGUACAAGAUGUUCAUAAAACUAUCGAGCUUUGCUUUGUGUCUUUGGUGUCGCCAGUUUAAUGCUUAACCAAGUAACAUUAUUUUUCCUUUU
Messenger RNA from Glycine soja, 532 nucleotides. Its product is annotated as photosystem II 5 kDa protein, chloroplastic-like. NCBI's taxonomy places the organism in Eukaryota, Viridiplantae, Streptophyta, Magnoliopsida, Fabales, Fabaceae. Bases 39 to 353 code for a protein of 104 amino acids. The transcript has a single exon. The record is from RefSeq and is a predicted model, not a curated record.